GGGAAGGGCCGGCUGCAUGUGUCGCCUCAGCCGGUGGUAGCGGUCGGGAGCGGCGGCGGUGGCGGCGCUUACCGAGCGGGUCUUCAGGCUGGUGAGAUGGCUGCAGACGUUGCUGAGGCCACCGUUGCUGACUGCAGAGGAGACCAGAGAAGCAAUCUCAAAUUAGAUGCAGAUUACCCACUCAGAGUCCUCUACUGUGGAGUCUGUUCAUUACCAACAGAGUACUGUGAAUAUAUGCCUGAUGUUGCUAAAUGUAGGCAGUGGUUAGAGAAGAACUUUCCAGAUGAGUUUGCAAAACUUACCGUGGAAAAUUCACCUAAACAAGAAGCAGGAAUUGGAGAAGGUCAAGGAACAGCAGGUGAAGAGGAAGAGAAGAAAAAGCAAAAGAGAGGUGGAAGGGGCCAGAUAAAACAAAAAAAGAAGACAGUUCCACAGAAGGUUACAAUAGCCAAAAUUCCUAGAGCAAAGAAGAAAUAUGUAACAAGAGUGUGUGGUCUUGCGACUUUUGAAAUCGAUCUUAAAGAAGCACAAAGGUUUUUUGCUCAAAAAUUCUCCUGCGGUGCCUCAGUUACAGGGGAGGAUGAAAUCAUCAUUCAGGGAGACUUUACAGAUGACAUUAUUGAUGUAAUUCAGGAGAAGUGGCCAGAGGUGGACGAUGACAGCAUUGAAGAUCUUGGCGAAGUAAAGAAGUGAUUUUUCUUUUGGAAAACUUGCCUGUAAUUUAAAGACAUGAAAUUAAAUUAGAAUUGUUGUAGCCAAAGGGAGGGAAACCUUUAAAAAUAUAUAUUUAUCCUACAGUAAAACUGUAGAUUACCCUAUCCUUGGCAUUUACACUGUUCUGUACAAGGCUGCUUGUUUUUUUAUUAUUGCCAAAGUCUAAUAAACUGGGGGUUCUGUCAUGCACAUGCAUGAAAUAGAGAUUUAGUUAAAUAAAAAAAUUUUGGUCA
Tachyglossus aculeatus (Australian echidna) is the source of this 947-nucleotide messenger RNA. RefSeq names its product density regulated re-initiation and release factor (gene DENR). Gene Ontology annotation, molecular function: translation initiation factor activity; mRNA binding. Gene Ontology annotation, biological process: formation of translation preinitiation complex; translation reinitiation. The record is from RefSeq and is a predicted model, not a curated record. The transcript is spliced from 8 exons. The coding region runs from base 97 to 693 and encodes 198 amino acids. Lineage: Eukaryota; Metazoa; Chordata; Mammalia; Monotremata; Tachyglossidae.